CAUUUUUAAAACCAGUUUAAAUUUAUCAACAAGUGUUAACUUUUUAUUUUAUAAAAUAACAAAAUGGUACGUUGUCUGAUUUGCCUCUUUAGGUUUAGUAAAUUGAAAAAAUUGUAUGAACAUUAUUUUAAAUCUCACAGGAAAGUUGAGAUUAUUAAGAAAUUCAUAGAAGAAAAUAUUUUGCUACCAUCGGUACUAAAAAAACACCGCAAAAAGAAUGUACACAACAUACAGAAGAAGCGUACUAAAAAGUGUUGCCAAAAAUUUACAAAAUUGAAUAUUGAAGAUUUGCCGACGGAACCUGUGGUACUCAGUGAAAACAUACGCAUAUUUUGCGGGGAUGAAGAGAUUAUACGAAUUGGGGAUAACAAACAUAGCAUUAAAUUGUCAUUUGAAGACGAUGGUAAUCAAAAUAAGGAUAUAUGCUGUCUCACACUGAAAGAAAUAGGAAGUCUGAACGAAGCCAAACUUCCGAGGGCGUUGAAAAGAAAAAAUAAAAAGGAAAAUGCUUGCAAGAAGAAAAUUAAAAGGAAAAAAGUAUCCAAAAAGAAGAAACAAAACAUCGAAAUCAACAUAACAAAAGUUAAAGAACCUUCAUUGCCCAGUAAACCAAUUGCUGCAUUUGAAGCAAACUGUUUCGAUUCGAGACAGUACCCAAAAAGCGAGUUAAGACUUCUGACGUCAGAUACAGAGUCCUGUUCAGACACGAGCAAGAACUCCUUCGUACCACCCGAGGACACCAAACUCUUUUGCUUGAAAUGCGGAAGUGGCUAUAAAACCCAACAAGAGUUGUCGGAGCACAUGUACAUACACGAACCAUUUUGUAGGUUAUGCAAUACUUGGUUUCCAGAUGAGUUCACGUUCAAGCAGCAUAUGCAACUGCACAAAAUAAGAAUUUUCGCUUGCCACGUAUGCAGCGCUGAAUUUCCAUUCAAAGAACUGUUAUUUAAGCAUUUCGAAUGUCACAUGGAAGACAGGCUUUAUGAGGACGUUAUAGAUAUGGAAGAAGAUUAUAAAACGUUACAGUACAGUUUUGUAAAUACCAACUAUAACACGAGUAUUAAUAGUAUUUUGUGCUAUCUUAAAGAUAGGCCUGAUUUUUAUUAUUGCAACUACAAAAUUAUGAAAACGAUCUGUGAUUUUUGUUACAAAGAAGUUUCGGUCAACGAGUAUGAACAACACUUACAGAUUUUUCAUAGCUAUUAGAAUAUUAAGGGUUGUUUAAGGCUGGCUGGGGAGGUUUGAGACAAAUAAUUUAAUUUUUCAUGUUAUUGCAUUUAUGAAAAUUCAUAAACUGUUUUAUGAUCUUGACAAUCUUUUUUAAUAUUUAUCGACAAUUCCUCUGUGAUGUAGAGUAAAACAAACAUGAGGAACCAUUGAAAUACGUAUAAGAUAUUUAUUAUUGAUAUACAGGGUGUUUGGUAAAGAAUGGGUCAUAGCUUCCUAGAUUCCUGAGGUUAAAAUAGGUCGAUUUAAGCUAACUUACCUUAGUACAAAAG
Messenger RNA from Diabrotica virgifera virgifera (western corn rootworm), 1499 nucleotides. RefSeq lists its product as uncharacterized. NCBI's taxonomy places the organism in Eukaryota, Metazoa, Arthropoda, Insecta, Coleoptera, Chrysomelidae. The coding region runs from base 64 to 1206 and encodes 380 amino acids. The record is from RefSeq and is a predicted model, not a curated record. The transcript has 2 exons.